GUUCUGUUCAGAUGGUUAUUAGACAUGGGCGUAAAUAACUAUGGGCAUAUCUUACAUGGUAAAUUUAUAUUAGUCUUUUAACACAAUUUCUAAAUAAAUUUGUGGGACAAUUAAUUUCAUAAAUAAACACGAUACAAAUUUAUGAUUGUCUGAAAAAAUAUUUUUAUACAAAAAUCAAUAGAUUACAUAAAUAAAUAAAAUUCAACGUGAAUAUAAUGUCCACAAUAUUGAAUGACUUUCACUCUGUUCACCUUUUUCCGUAUCGCUUAGAUUGAACGCACAUAAAUUGGCUAUUGUUUUAGUCUUGUUGAUUGAAAGCAUAAAAUAAGGAUUAACUAAAUACUUUGGUGAAUGACUAUUUAAAAAGUCCCACUAAUUCUUGAAAUCAAUCACUAAAAGUAAUGAAGACACUCAGUUGCUGAACUAAAAUAUUCUGUUCAAUAAUCAUUAUGCGAAUAUAUACUGUCAGUUAUUUAUUCAGUUAUGUAAACUGUCGUUCAUGUUCAAGAAAACACACAUUUCUUUGUAACAUUAUGCUUACUAUAACUUGGCUAUUAGUUGUUCCUUUAUUGAUUAAAUUUUAUAUGCAAGAGGAUUAUCAAUUAUUUCAUUAUCCUCCAAAUAUUAAUUUGUAUCAAAUUUAUGAAAAAGAAAAAUUACAAAUUAAUUCAAGUUUACCACCAUUAUGGAAAAUAACGUUUCCUCUAACUUCUAAUUAUACAGAACAAUGUCUAAUUAAACAUUAUAAAUGCAAUAGUAAUAAUAAUAAUAAUAAUAAUGAUUCCUUAUUAUUUCAGUCGUCAAAAUGUCAAACUCUUGAUAUACUAUUAGUCAUUCGAUCACAUGUAAAUAAUUUCAAUCAACGAGAUGCUAUUCGUCAAACAUGGGGAAAUCAACAAUGUUAUGGAAAUUUUGGUGUGUUUAUUCGUAUUCUAUUUAUUUUAGGCAAACAAGACGACAAUAAUGAUAAUGUAUUAAAUUAUUCUAUGCAAAAUAAAAAUAUUCAUCAUGACAAUAGUGGGGGUAACAUUGGAGUAUUACAAAUGCUACACUAUGAGCAUUUUAUGCAUCGUGAUAUUAUACAAUUUGACUUUAUUGAUAAUGAUUCUAAUUUAUUGAAUAAAUGGAUUGGUAGUAUUGAUUUUAUUGUAAAAUAUUGUAUGAUUACUGAAAAAUCUUUUACUCUAUUUCUAGAUGAUGAUACUUUUUUACAUCCAAUAAAUUUAAUACAAUUAUUACGUCGUAUUACACUUAGUCAAUAUAGAAUUUAUGCAUCCGGUCAUGUAAAACGUAUCUCUUAUCCAGUACGUAUCCCGUUCUUGCCUAAAUAUAUGUCAUUAUCAAAUUAUCCAUUCUAUAUGUAUCCACCAUAUAUAAUUAGUGGAACAAUUAUAUUAAGUAUGCCUGUUGUUCAAUUAUUACGUGUUGGAUUUAACUAUGUUACAAAUAUUCCAUAUGAUGAUAUCCUAUUAGGAAUGAUACUAUUGAAAUUUGGUAUUAGUCCUAUUCAUUUAAAAAAUAUUUAUACAGAACAUAGUUUAGAUAAGCAAACCCUUAAACAAUUACAAUUUAUCAGUAUUCAUGGUUACAAUGAUCCUUCAAUGAUUCACUCGUUGUGGUCAACUUUAAAUAUGAAUUAUGCUUGUAAAAUAAAACUAAAGAACUAAUCAAAAAAUAUCUAAGAUAUUUUAUGCUCUUUUUUAUUCGUGAAGCUAUACAAACUGACAAAGUUUUUCUUAUUAUUUCAUUUUAGCUAGUUCCGUGAUUAAAAGUGACAGAUGAACAAAUAAUUUUUUAAUGAAGAUUAGUUUUUUAAUGCACUAUUUUAUGGGUUUAUAGUCCUUUCAUAUGUAUGGCAAACAUGAUAUCGGUUACUACUCAAUUCUAUAGAAAAUCAGUAGCAGCUCGAAUAGCUCAAUUGUGACGUCUCAGAUUGUGUACAUCAGGGGGUGUGGAGAAAUAAUCAUCUGAAGAUUGCAAGUAUACCAGGUUGUUAAGUGCUAACUAACACGAAAAUUUGAUCCAUGGAUUCAUAUUGACCACCAUCAACCACCUUACAUCAAAACAUGGUGCACAUGAUACCAAAUUAUUUAGACUAGUGGAUGUAUUGUAACGUAGUCCAUAGACUUGGAUCAGAAUUUAGAAUUUCGAAACUGUGACAUUUUCUAAUACUCAGUAAUCAGUGAAUAAAAAUAUAACCAGCGUAAAUGAUAAUUUAACCCUGAAUUCACAAUUUGACAUAUUUGGCUGAUCAUUUUUUUAGUUUAUUUUACAUUCGAUACAUGGCUUCAAAGCAACAUAUUUUUGGGUGGUAAAUGUUAGUGUUGUUUAUUAUUUUAUGGCAAGUGUUUUUUGGAUGCUUUUAGCUGAUACGUCGCAAUGAUUUUAUUCUAGUAAAAGAUAUACUAUACUAUACUAUUCUAUAUAUAUGUAAAGUGUUUCCAUAAACUGUUCUUAUACCAUUACAUUCUACUCAGUCCUUAUCAUUAAAAUUUAUUUAUGUGAAGUAUCACCUUAUUGUACAAAUAAGUAGCUGAAUUUAAUCUACAUUUAAUAAAAUUUUAAAUUGGAACUAAUUAAUGAAUUUUCAUUCAUUACCACUCACUAAUUUUCGAUGGUUUUUAAUUAAAAUCAAGCAAUGUGAGUUCAACUAUGU
Molecule: messenger RNA, 2656 nt
Organism: Schistosoma curassoni
Lineage: Eukaryota; Metazoa; Platyhelminthes; Trematoda; Strigeidida; Schistosomatidae
Source: the annotation of a GenBank genome assembly